This is a messenger RNA of Aspergillus japonicus CBS 114.51, 687 nucleotides long. RefSeq lists its product as uncharacterized. Bases 129 to 554 code for a protein of 141 amino acids. The record is from RefSeq and is a predicted model, not a curated record. The transcript has a single exon. Lineage: Eukaryota; Fungi; Ascomycota; Eurotiomycetes; Eurotiales; Aspergillaceae.
AAAGGUCGAUCGACCGUCCACCCCCGGUCAUUCAAUGGGAGGGUCCGGAAUUAGUGUUGAUGAGAAAAGGUCCAGGAAACCAUAAACGUCACUGGGCUCACACGUACAACGUGACGCUGGCAGAGUAGAUGAGAUCGGAGCCCGAUAUCAGGGUGCAACAAAGUCUGAGGCCCAAAGAGCCGAAAGGGCCAUGGGCAGAAUUGCCUUUGAUGGUUCCCGUCAAUCCCACGCAAUUCCUCACUGGCCGUGGAAAGACUCCCCAUAGAUCUCCAUGCGUAGAUAAAAGAACACAAGACACGAAACGAAGUCCAAGACCUGGAAGUGGUUUUCGCCGUAACACCCAGAACGCAGAGAGCAAACGCAUGAAGAGAUGGCCGGUUGAACCGUCGAGCACAGGUCGAAUAGGAGGUCUCGGGCGCGCGACGGAGAUCGAUGAUCAGCCCGGAUCGAAAACCAAAACAUCCUCUAGGGAAAUAAAGGAAACAGGUCUACAAGAUACCAAGGGGUACCAUGCCGUCAUAGAUCGAUCCAACACUUCUCAGGAGAUUGAAUAAGACAAGACACGCAGUUAAAACGCCUUUCAUAAAUGCAGCGACUCAGAGAAAGUGGGUAUAGAUUUUCGACGUUUCAUGGACUUCCAUCUCCUAUCCCAGACAGUCAGUUACUCUCGUCGCGACCAACAUGGAA